AUGGUCGAUCGGCUUGCUAAUAGCGAGGUGAAUGAUCGGCGAAUCUCGAACGUUGAGUCAUGCUUUGGCACGAGCGGGCAGAGGCUCCGUGUGCCCGGCCGGGUACUCGUCGGCGAGGGAGUGCUUGUGAAAGUGUGCAGAAAAGACUCAAAGCAGAGGCAGUUCUUUCUCUUUAAUGACGUGCUCGUCUACGGCAGCAUCGUCAUCAGCAAGAAGCGCUACAAUAAGCAGCACAUUCUCCCGAUUGUCCACUUGAAAAUGGAGGACUUAAGUGAUGAUGGGCGACUGAAGAAUGGGUGGCUCAUCAAAUCGCCGUCGAAAUCAUUUGCCGUGUAUGCCGCGACGCCGCUCGAGAAACAGGAAUGGAUGAUGCAUAUUGAUAGCGCCAUCAAAAAUAUGCAAGCGGGGAAUACACAAGGCUCGCCGGCGACGGCCCCCGUUUGGAUUCCUGAUAAUGAUGCGUCAAAGUGCAUGGUCUGCGAGCGGACCCAGUUCAACUUGAUUCAGCGUCGGCACCACUGCCGUAAUUGCGGGGCCGUGGUGUGCGGUGGGUGUUCCUCGCAUUCGUAUCAGUUGAGCUCGGUGGGCAAGCGGCCGGUGCGGGUGUGUGAUCGGUGCUUCAACAAGCUGAUCGCGGGCAAGGCGAACAACCCGAACGUCGGGCCCCCAUCUGAUCAACUUCCGGCCGGCGAGGACGAUUCGGAGAGCAGCGGGGAUAGCGACCAGGAGUCGGAGCCGGCUGUGCAGACGACGGCGCCAACAUUCUACCCGGAGCGA
Mesorhabditis spiculigera is the source of this 777-nucleotide messenger RNA. The record is from the annotation of a GenBank genome assembly. NCBI's taxonomy places the organism in Eukaryota, Metazoa, Nematoda, Chromadorea, Rhabditida, Rhabditidae.